Monomorium pharaonis (pharaoh ant) is the source of this 2132-nucleotide messenger RNA. RefSeq names its product negative elongation factor D (gene TH1). Bases 338 to 2086 code for a protein of 582 amino acids. The transcript is spliced from 7 exons. The record is from RefSeq and is a predicted model, not a curated record. Gene Ontology annotation, biological process: negative regulation of transcription elongation by RNA polymerase II. Gene Ontology annotation, molecular function: RNA binding. Gene Ontology annotation, cellular component: nucleus; NELF complex. NCBI's taxonomy places the organism in Eukaryota, Metazoa, Arthropoda, Insecta, Hymenoptera, Formicidae.
UGCACACGCGUAUUUCUGGAAAGUGCUGAAAAAGAGGCCUCCAUAAAUACAGAAAAAACUUGACUAUAAAUUCUAUCAUAGCUCUUUGGACUAUUUUAUUACCAAGAGUUCUCUGCAUAUCGCUCAAGAAUUUAGAAUUAAAUUGAAAUGUUACGAUUUAAGUGACUACUUUUGAAAAGCUUAUUCGGACAACGGAAUAUUAUUUACCGUAUGGAUUACUCAUUAUAUUGCCUGUGACAGCCGUUAACAAAUACGCAGCAAACGCAGUGUGAACUGUGGUGAACUGUGUGUGUAUGUGUAGCGUGAUACUUUACGACCUUUACGUUGUUUGACGAAGAUGGAGAGCGAUUACGACGACGACCGUAGUGGUUGGGGAGACGAGAUGAAUCGAAGCAUUGAUGAAUGUAGCGGGGAAGAUACAUUCGAUAAUCCACAGGAAGUACUGAACGAGUGCUUGGAUAAGUUCAAAACAGCUGACUAUAUAAUGGAGCCUGGCAUUUUCGCCCAACUUAAAAGAUAUUUUCAAGCUGGAGGAAAUCCUGAACAAGUCAUAGAAUUGUUGUCUAAGAAUUAUACAGCUUGCGCACAAACAGCAAAUUUACUUGCAGAAUGGUUGAUCCUUGCUGGAGUAAAGGUCACUGAUGUGCAGGCAAUGGUGGAAAACAAUUUAAAGGACAUGAUUCUUAAAACGUUUGAUCCCAAAAAAGCAGACAAGAUUUUUACGGAGGAAGGUGAAACUCCCGCCUGGUUAACUGAAAUGAUACAGCAUCCCACUUGGCGAUCCCUUAUUUAUAGACUCGCAGAGGAGUAUCCAGAUUGCUUGAUGUUAAAUUUCACUAUCAAGCUUAUAUCCGAUGCUGGAUUCCAAGGCGAGAUUACAAGUAUUUCAACUGCAGCUCAGCAAAUCGAGGUCUUCUCACGUGUAUUAAAGACCGCAAUUGCUGGAUUUCUUCAAAAUACAGAAAACUGGCAGUCCAGCAUACAGGAGUGUGCAAAAAUGGUUUGUCAUGGUCAACAUACCUAUGUGUAUAGUCAAGUCCUAUUGCAAAUUCUUGCACAAGAAUCCCGCGGUGGUUUUAUGAUGAAAAGACUUUCCCAAGAGAUCACCAAAUGCGCGCAACAAAAUCGACAUGACGUUACGCCAAUAACGAUGGCCCUAAAUGGCGCUGCUAGUAGUCCUGGAGCAUGUCAGGCACUGGCAUCUAUGUUAUCAAGAAACACCUUAAAUCCUGCUGAUAUCACAGUCUUAUUUAGAAAUUAUUCUGCAGCCGAACCACCUCCCAUUGAAUUGUUGCGCAAUCCACAAUUUUUAGAAUUAUUGGUUGAUGCACUUUUUAAACCUGGUGUAAAAAUAAAUCCUGAACAUAAAUCAAAAUACAUAUAUUUACUAGCUUAUGCAGCAAGUGUGUGUGAAACGGUUCCUAAAAAAAGCUCUAGUACCCGUAAAAUUAAUAAAGAUGAAUUGAAAACGACUAUUCAGGCAAUUGAGAAAGUGCAUAACAUAUGUAACAUAAACAAAGGAUCGACUGAACUAAUAGCAGAGUUGCAUACUUUGUAUCAAUCUAUACGAUUUCCUGUUGUAAGUGUGGGUGUGAUACGAUGGGUAGAGUGUACUGUGACUGAGCCGUCAUACUUCAAAUUGUGUACAGAGCAUUGCCCUGUACACCUUGCCUUACUGGACGAGGUUGUAGUUUGCCAUCCUUUGCUACAUCCAAAAAUAUUAAGAUUACUUGUGCAAUUAUUUGAAAGCAAGCAAGAUGAAUUAGAAAUUCUUGUACAACUGGAAAUGAAAAAGAUGUUGAUCGACAGAAUGGUGAACUUGCUGAGCAGAGGCUGUGUAGUAUCUGUUGUGUGUUACAUUAAGCAAUGUUGGCAACGUGGAGAUACAGAUGUGUCUUUAAUUAGAUAUUUUGUUACCGAGGUCUUAGAAGCAAUAGCCCCUCCAUAUACAGCAGAAUUUAUACAAUUAUUUUUGCCAAUGGUGGAAAAUGAAGAGAUUACUGGAACCAUGCGUGGAGAGAGUGAAAACGAUCUGGUUUCUGAAUUUAUUGUACACUGCAAGACUCACUGCCCUGUUGUGAGAUGACGUUACAAAAAUUAAGUGCAGGUAGACGAAAUCAGAAGAAAAAAAA